AUGUCACUGUCAUCAUCUUUUGGAGCUAUGCUGGAAGAGGUGCGCCGCCGGGCACUAGAACUUGGAUUAUGGAAUGACGAUAUGCAACGGGAUCUCCCAAAGAAAUGGGAGAAACACGGAAAUAUGAUUGUUUUCCCACAAACCGCAUUCCAACAUAAUAAUUGGAGGUUGAUUGGUCGUGAACUUUGGGAAAUCGUCGCUCGUGCUUUAUCUAUAGAACGACUCGGAAGAAAAAGGCUGAUUGCAAAUGAUGAAGAACGAACCCCACAUGUCGAUGUGCUAUAUGGUGGACAUGGAUGGAUCGAACAUUCUGACGAGUCCGGGUUCCGCUUCGUCUACGAUGCUUCCAAGAAAGUCUUCGAAAUUUGGCGUCAAAAAGAGAUGGCACGAAUCUCGCAAACGGAUGCUCAUGGCGAGGUGGUGGUAAAUCUCAUGGCCGGUCUCGGCUACUUCACUUUCCCCUGGGCCGCCAAAAGUGGUGCAAAGCAUGUGCAUGCUGUAGAAUGGGAUGACGAUGCUGUUGAAGCACUGAUAAGAACGACUACAGCUAAUGGACUUGAUGACAAAGUCUCCAUUCAUCAUGGUGAAGCACGAAAAAUGGCUCCUGUUGGAAUAGCUGAUCGGGUUUAUAUCGCGCUUUUGCCGUCAUCACAGCCAUUCUGGAUGACGGCAUGCAAAUGUUUAAGAGAUAAGGGUGGGUGGCUUCACAUCCAAGAAGCCGUCGAUGUCAAGCGGGAGCGAGCGGAAAAGCCAGAGGCGGCGAAGCCUGCAGCAAGCGAAGAAAAACCCGAGAAAACCAAGACCGACGUCAAUGGAAAUACCAAAAAAGGCAAUCGGACUCGGAGCAAGCUAAUAUUAAGUUUCAGGAAAGCUGCAAAAUUGUCUAAGGUGGAAAAGGAGCUUGAGGAGGGUCGCUGGAAAAUGAUGGAGCCGCAUGUCAGAGGAUUUGCCUUGGAUUUGGCUGAGAAAUGUUGCCGUUACAUGAACAAUAUAAAAACCCAAGAUGGCAUUUAUUGGGUGGAGGUUCGUAAUGUGGUUGUUAUCAAACCAAGAACAGCUUCAAGAACCUCUGAUAUCAUCGUUGUCGAUUUAUUUACCGGAAUUGCGCAGGAAAAACGGAGGAGAAGCCAGCACAGGUUGGGUACGCCGUCUACGGUUGUUGAAGACGAGGAUGGACAAGUAGAGGGUCAAAAUGAUGAAGAACGAGCACCACGAAGAAGACGCAACUGGGAAGAAGAGAUUUUGAAGCAGAUUGAAGAAGAAGAUCGGAUAGCAGCGCAGGAAACGGAGAAACAUCCCAAA
This is a messenger RNA of Mesorhabditis spiculigera, 1302 nucleotides long. The record is from the annotation of a GenBank genome assembly. Lineage: Eukaryota; Metazoa; Nematoda; Chromadorea; Rhabditida; Rhabditidae.